Molecule: messenger RNA, 6786 nt
Organism: Symbiodinium sp. CCMP2592
Lineage: Eukaryota; Dinophyceae; Suessiales; Symbiodiniaceae
Source: the annotation of a GenBank genome assembly
AUGUCGGCAGCAGAUGCCACCGCAGCUUGUGGUGCUGUCUGGGCUCGGAGCGCUCUCUGGAGGCUUCACUCAGGUGGGGGUGUCUUAGUGCCAGGGGGCCUCGACGCAUCAGAGGCCGCGUCCCAGCUCUGUCAAGACGGUCGGAGACGAGCCGAGGAUCUCGAACGAGAAGUCGGCACAAGAGUGCUGGAGGAGCUAGUUGUCGACGGCCACCUUGGGGACUUGGAGCCCGCUGCUGCGGAUGCCGAUGCAGAGGCUGCUGCUUGGCGCCGCGAGGCUUCGGAACUCCAAAGGCUUUGUCGACUCCGCCCGCCGCUGGCGGGGGCCUCGCCACCUUGGCUGCCUGACCUGCCGAGCAUUCACACAGUCUCAUCAGCCACAGGUCAGCAGCCGCCCAGCUACCAGGAUGUCUGCCAAGAGGUCGCUGCUUUCGUUACGGCUGUCUGCCAGCCGGAUAGGGUGCAGCGGAUCCUUCCGAACCCCGAAGCCGCGCCAGACCCUUCCGCCAUGUCGGAGCUCCAGAAUCUCUCCAGCUCUGCAGCGGGCUUUGUACACAGGCUGACUUCUAGGUUUCCGCUGCAUGCUGAUCUUGCUGGGCCAGUGGUUUUGGCAGUGCAGGCGCUUGUUCACGGACUCCAACUACUGCACCGCCAUCUGUGGCAGCACCAGUCAGCAUCUGCUCUCGCGGCUGCGGCUGCGGGCAUUGCAGAUGCUCCGCAAGCUCCGGCGAGUGAGCCGGGAGGUCUGCAGGCAGCGCUGGGCGUGGAGGUGGACGAAGCUUUGGACAAUCCAGAGGUUCUUUGUUGGUGGCUCCGCUGGUCAACCCUCUCACGGCGAGCUUCUCUGCAGUCUCCGCCUCCACAAACUGCUCUGCAGAUGCUGAGAAGGCUCAGCAUCCUCCAUCAGGAAGACGAGAAUCUCCGAGCCAAGGAGGACAUUGAUGCAAUCACGCCCUUCAAACUCGCAAAGGCAAAGGCCGAGGAGAACGCGGAGGACGAGGAGCUGGGGCGCAAGCAAGAGAUGCUCUUCCCAGGCGAGGACCAGGUGGAAGCCUUGGCGGCCUUGGGCCUGAACGAGGACGGCACGGCAGAGACGGAAGGCGAUGGCGCCAUCACCGGCGGCAGCAGCCUCUAUGACCUCUGGUCCAGCGAGGCAGAGACCAAGAAGAAGGCCACGGCCAAGGCCGCUGAAGGCCAAGCCCCAAAGUUCCAUCUGCAGCCACAGCAACUUGCCGACAUCUGCCAUCUCAGCCUGGAGUGCUUCGGGGACGAGCCCCUCGGAGUACAGGAGGCUGACGAGCUGCGCCUGGAUUCCCUGGAUGCUUCCUUGGAAAUCUUUGUUCGCCUCUGUGUUUGCGGCCUGGCAAACGAUCGCACGACGACGACUCUCUUGCCGGCCGCAGUCGCUCGGAGACUGUCCCCCCUGGUCAUGUUGCGACUGCUGCGAACGGCCAAACAGUUGCAGCCCGGGCCGAGCGUCUUGACAGAUGUGGAGAGUAUCGGCCAGAAGCGCACGGCAGCCGAGGCUCGGAGAAGUCUGCACUCUGCAGCAGCUUCCGCAUUUUAUGCUGAGAGCAGCCCUGCUAUUCUGUUGCAGCUGGCUGCUCCCCUGGCUGCCUUGCUGGCUCGGGUGCGAGAUCUUCUGGCUCAGUUCGAAGAACACCCCUCCCUUCUGGCAAUCUCAGGCCUUGUUGAAAAGAUGAUGGCCUUGAAUCUGCUGCAGACGACACCAAUGGGCAUCGUCACGAUGCUGGAGCUGCUCUUGGGGCGAGUGACAGUCUGGGAGGAAGCUGCCAGCCGCCACGUCUCGCUGCAAGCGCAAACGCAGCCUCUCAAGGCUCUGGUCGUCAGCUUGCGCGAGCGGCAGCUGCUCGAGUGGAAAGGCUUGCGGCAGAUUCGCGAGCGCUUCUGGGAACGCAACGGCUCCAAGUGGUGGCUUCACCUCAUCGGUUUGCUCUCGGAGGCCGCAGACUCCCGAAGCCUCAGCGAUGAGCUGCUGCGCUUCAUCCGCACAGCUCCACUUGGGGAAUUCCGGGCCCGCCUGCAAAUGCUUCGAGCGGCAGCCCGACUCCAGAUGGAGGCGGAAGGCAGCACCAGCAUGACCGGGUUGGUGGCGCAUCAUGUAUGGAACUUCAGCCGGAAAUGGCUUCCCGCAGUCGAGAAAGAGCUCUCGAAAGCGCAGCAGGCCAUGGAAAAGGAAGUGCAGGACUUGGUCAAGAUUGUGCGCUGGGACCUGUCGAACUACCAUGCUUUGAAGGAUUCGGCUGCGCGAAGCCACCGGCAGCUGAGCCGGGCGAUCAAGCGCUUCGACGACAGCCUUCAAGAGCUGGUGGAUCUUGUGCUCUCCUCGGCAUCCUCGGGCUCAGUCAAGCCAGCGCCGGCUCACCCAGGCAUCAAGUUCACCAAGGAAGUGUUUGCCCUCACGGACACGAGGGAAAUCUCCUCCGGACAAGCGGCUACUGGGCGGGUUACCGACAGCGACGAGUUCUGGUGCAAUGCUCAAGCUGUCGUGGGAGCUCUGCCCUCCAUGCUUGGGAGUCUGGAACGGAUGAUCGGCCAACAGCUGCUUCCAGAUUCGCUUUGCCUCUCUGCGGCUGCAGGUUCCGGUGUGCUGGAGGUGGCUGAAGACCUCUGCGCUGAAACCGAGUCUGUGCUGGAGUCCUUGCAAGACCAGGAGACGACCCUCCCGGUGAAGCGAAGAAGACUUCAGGGCCUGAAGGAGAUCUGCAGCAGCUUCGGCUUUGUGCCGCGCCCUGUGCACGACUCUUCUUUCGAUGUGGCGGAUUUCUUCGCCUCCAUACUUCCCACGCCCUUUGUGGCAGAAAAGUCCGAAGGGAAGGGCGAUCAAGAAUCUGCGUCAGGCCGGCAAGAGGAGCCGCCUCCGAAGAAGCAGAGGCUGCGUCUGCGGUCCAAGCAGAACCUUGGCGCUGCUGACCCUGUGCCGCUGCAAAAUCAGGCAGCGAGCUCUUUCCUUGAGGACUUCAAGACUGAGGUUGAGCAAGCCUGGGCGAGGAGUGAGGACUUGAUGUACGAAAUCCUGCAUUUGGCGUUGCGUCUGCAUUCCAUGAAGAGCCGGCCAAAAGAUCUCACAGCCGGAGAGAUGCAGGUUUGGCUCGGCCUGGCUGCAGCUUCCAUCCAAGCCGUCCGAUGCCACCGCGAUCGCUGUGUGGCCUUUCAGAAUGCUGUGGUGAAUCUUGCUGACACUUGUGGUGCGUGCAUGACGGACGUCUCUCUGAAGGUUCCAGGAGAUCUUCUGCGAAGGGUCUUCGUUCUGCUCGACCGGCUCUUGGAAGGUGGGCAUCAAGCACGGCUGCUCGGGAAGGCCGGCAAGGGCUCCUGCGACGAGCUGCAGAGUGCCAUCGGGAGCUUCGAGUCCACUUUGGCAUUUGUGCAGCACUCGGAGGAAUUUCGCUGCUGUCGUGCCGCUCCUCAAUCUGCGCAGCACGUCAAGGAAAGCUUCCUCCGCAAACUAAUUGAGAAGGCCAGUGCGGCCAGCAAGCAGAUGGAAGAAGGACUCGAAAACGCUGCGGGGCUGGUUCCUGCAUCGAUGGCAUCAUCAUUGAAACGAUCCUGUCAGGAUCUUGAGUCAAGCCUGACGCAGCUGCGGGCUUGCUUCCAGCCGCCCAUGGCUCCUUCUGCAGACUCUUUGCGGCCUUUGCGCUUGCUCCUCCUGGCAGUGCAGCACGCCCGCGAGGCGUACAGCUCUGACCCAUCGAUUUCCAUCAAGGCCGCGACAAAGACGAGCGGUGAAGAUACAGAGCAAGCAGAGGAAGUCCUUGCUGUGCCGCAGCUUGGACUUGGGCGCGAAAAGCACCUGAAAACCUUGUCGGAGAUUCUUCCACUGUCACAGAUCCAUGAUGCUCUUCAGCAGCAUCUAGAACAACUUCCAAGUUCAUCUGCAUCUCCACUGGCACCCUUCACCAGGCAGAUCCUGCAGCUGUCCAGGGCUCUGCUACUGGGCGGGCUUCAGGCCUCCUUGGCAACGGCACAGGUUUCGUUUGAGCUUCUUCGGCUGGUAUGCUUCCUGAUGGAGAAAGGCCUCAACUCCAAAGAAGAGGAGGAGGAAGGGGAAGGUGAAGGCGAGGGUGGCACGGAGUGGCAGACUGGGACUGGCAUGGGUGAGGGUGAGGGCAUGAAGGAUGUUACGGACGAGAUCGAGGACGAUGCUCAGCUCGAGGGCACUCGCAACGAGCAGCAGGAGCAGCAGCCGGAGCCUGAGCAGCCCAAACCGAGCGAGGAUAAUGCGAGGGAGGUGGGCUUCGACUUAGACACGGAAGCAAAAGCCAUGCCACAGGAGGAAGAUGACAAAAAGCAAGAUGAGGAGAAGGAAAAUGAGGAGGAGCAGGAUCUGGAUCGUCAACAAGGUGAUGUGGACCUUUCGAAGGGCGGCAUGCUCGACGAGAAGUUAUGGAACGGAGAGGACGAGGACGACAAAGAAGAUGAGAAAGAUGGAGAUGAGCCUGAGGAGAAGGAGACGGGACCGCAAGAGGACAUCGAGGCACAUGGAGCGCAGGGCGAGGGCGAAGCAGACACAACUGCAAAGGACGAGAACGACAGCAAGUCAAAGAAGCAGCCACCUUUAGAGGAUCAAAAGGACGACAAGGCCGAUGCCAAGGAGGCGCCGGAACAGGAUCCACAGGAACCCGACAAGACGGAGUUUGAAGACAAGGAUGCGCAGUUUGACGUCCAAAUGCCCCAAGGGAACGAUGGUGCAGACGGCGAAGGCGAAGGCGAAGGUGAAGGUGAGGGAGAAGGCCAGGGCGAAGGAGAAGGAGAUGCCGACUCAGACUUCAUCAAGUCCGACAUCGAUAUGGACGGAGAUGGGGAAGGUGGUGACGACGGCGAAGGAUCAGAAGGAAGCAAGUGUGAAGAGGACAUUGGUGACUUGGAUGCUGCUGAUCCCGGAGUCCCUGAAGAGAAGCUUCCAGACGAUGCCGGCGCUGAAGAGCAGGAAGGAGUGGAGCCCUGCGUCCAGGGAGAACAGAAGCCCGAAGAGCAGCAAGAGCAGCAGGAUCAGGAUGGUGAGAAGCCGCAAAACGUCGAUCCUUCGAAGGCGCAGAGGCCCGAGGAGAAGGCGAAGGCUCCCGAAGAGCCGCUGAAGCAGGGAGAUCCUGGAGCUUCUGGCAAGGACACCACAGCACCCCAAAAGCAGCAGCAGGACGAGCAGAUGUUUGGAGGAAGCACAGGUGAAGCUGCCAACUUCGAGUCUCAGGCUCAACAGGACGCGCAAGAAGCUUCUGCUGGAGAUGAACGAGGAGGCUCAACAGCGACCGCGACCGAUUCAAAAGGCGACGCAGCCGAAAUGACUUCCGCCAAGCCGCAGAAGUCAAGCGCAGCCGACAAGAAGAAGUCUCCUGCAAAGCCGAGCCCUGCAGACACAGGGGCCAACGAGGAGCGCCGCCUGCAAAAGCUCGACAUCUUGCGAGAGGCUGACGGCGGAAACGAUGCCAUGGGCGAUCAGCAGGAAGCUGGUGCCGAGCAAGGGCUGCACCUCGCAGAUCCAAAAAGCGGGCUGGAAGCCUUGGGUGAGUGCCAAGAUGCAGCAGGUGCAGAUCAAAAGGCGCUGGGCGCGGAUGGGCAGGCGGAAGAGGAGAGUGAGAACGAGGCUCCGGCGAUGGAGGAAGAUACAGCAGGCCCAGACCAAAACAAGAUGCUGCCCAACAUGCGACUCCAGGAGUUGGAAGGUGCUCAAGCUCAAGAAGAGUCAGGCAAGCCCAGAGAUCCUUCGCAGAACGACGUCGACGACAUGAAGCUGGAGGGCUUCCGCGGUGGAGCCAGCUCUGUGCAUGCUGCGCCGACGGCUCUUGCUUCAGUACAGGAGGCGACGGGUGACAACAUGGACGUCGACGACGAAGGUGAAGGUGGCUGGAGGAAGAGGUCUGAGCACGAAGCUAUGCAGCUCUGGGGUCAGUUGGAGAGAAGCACAGCGCCCUUGUCUGCUGCUCUUUGUGAACAGCUCAGGACGAUCCUGGAGCCCACUCUCAAAGGUCGUUUGCAGGGCUACUUCCGCACCGGAAAGCGUAUCUCGAUGAGACGCGUGAUCCCAUUCAUCGCCUCGAAUUACCGCAGGGACAAGAUUUGGCUGAGACGGACGAAGCCCUCGAAGCGGGAAUACCAGAUCGUUGUGGCCAUCGACAACUCUCGGAGCAUGAAAGAGUGCGGCGUCGGCCCCAAUGCGCUGCAGACUCUCUGCGUUCUGUGCCAGGCAUUGGCCCAACUCGAAGUGGGUGAGUAUGCUGUUCUCGCCUUUGGCAGUGCAACUCCACGUGUGCUUCUGCCUUUGGGCUCCGGGCAGCCGCACGCAAGCAGCUUCAACUGGACGCAAGCCGGACCUCUGCUCCGGGAGUUCACCUUUGAGGAGGAAUCUGUUCAGAGCCACAACCGGAGUCUGGCGGACCUGAUGCGCCUCAGCUCCGAGCUCUUCGACGAGCGCAACGGACCAAAUCCUGCGCGACCAUUCAGCCAGAUGAGCAUCAUCAUCUCCGAUGGUCGCUUCAACAAGAACAAGGUACGCCCAUGGGUGCAUGCUGCGCUGGCUCGGCAGCAGCUGCCACUGCUGAUCAUCGUGGAUGCAGAAUCUGAAACUCCGGCAGCGAACGCCUCGGGCUCCAAACGAAGCGUCUUCGACCUGCGUGCCGUGACUUAUGAGGGAGGCAACUGCCAGGUCGUUCCGUAUUUGUCCGACUUUCCAUUCCCCUACUACGUGGUCGUGCAGGACUUGCAGACUUUGCCCGCCAUUCUCAGUGACGUGAUGAAACAGUGGUUCGAAUUGGCAUCACAUGCCUGA